GUUAAGGUUAGUGUGAGGGUUAGGGCUUCGGUUCCGGGGGUUCAGUUUAUUGCACGGGCCUACUGGUCCCCGAGUACCUAAAAAAAGUUGGUUUUAUUGUAGCAGGUGGGUGAUGAGAAGAGAGGAAAGAGCAGAUGAAGUAUAUGGGGUGAGCAAGUCCAGGCAGCAGUGAUGGAGUGGAGAUGGCGGGGUGGAGAUGAGAUGUUGGUGGAUUGGUUGCUGUCCCUGUAGGGCGGUGCUGGAAGGUGGUGCUGAAAAUAAACAGUUCUCAAAGGUUCUCAGAUGAUUUAUUUCUCGUUGAGGCCCCCUGGUGUUCUUGAUUGUAGUCGAUUGAUCCACUUUGUUUCUUGGUAUUUCCUUGUCUUGGUGGUCCAGUUCUUGUUUCCCUCCAGGCCUGUAAUAGUGAAGUCUGGAGUCUGGUGGCUGCGGAGGUGAGUGUAAAGGGUGGUGGUCAGUCCACCUUCCCUAGCUCUGUAGAUGUGUUGUUUGAGUCUGGUAAGUAUUGAAUUUUGGGUUUCUCCGAUGUAUAUUUUGUGGCAUGUUGAACAGGUUAUUGCAUAUAUCAUGUUGGUGGAGUGGAUGUUGUAUUGUUGUGUGAUGGGUGCUGAUUUGUUGGUGUGUCUGUUGUGGAUAGUGGGUAGGUGUUUGUAUUUAUUGUCGUGUGGUGUUUUGGUCCGAGGUUUGUUUUGUGUGAAUUUGGAUUUUAUUAAUAGUUUAUGUAGUUUAGGAUUCUUUCUGUAAGCUAAUAGGAGUCGGCAGUUUUGUAAUGUGUCAUAUUGUGUUUGAGUGUUGAUGAAAUUGGCUCUUAUUUGUUGUAUUAUUGUAUUAUUUUUUCGACUUUUUUUUACAUGACAAGGCAAAAGUUUUUCCAAGUCUCAGUGUGUCGUGUCUCCAUUUGGCCACCAGGAGGCAGUAGCCUCCUCGCGAGGACUCUGAACCUUCUUAUUUUGACGUUUGAACCCUUUAAGUGAGGGUUGAAGGAGUGAGGACGGGCUGCAUGACUCACAUUUCCAAACACCAGCCUUCUCGACUGGGGUUUGAUCAGGUCGUGACCUGGACACACGGGUCACACUGAUGCCCUCAACCUUGAAGCCAAAAGAGCCGGUCCCUGGUGAGCACUCUGGCUGGGUGACACCUCGGGAGCCCUCAGUCACUGACUGGAGGCCAGCCCCCCCCACCAUCAUCCGAUCCAUCUCCCCUCUCCUUGCCCCACACCCAUCCCCAAGCAAGGCCUGUCACUGCUUCAGUCUAAAUUUAACCUUCAGCAGGACCAACUGCUCCUCGGCAGCUCCGCUCUCUUCUCCUGGCAGGAGGGAUUCCAUCUGCUGCGGGACCCCCGAGCCGGUCGGCUCAGCUGAGGAUAGGAGCCAGGGAACCCUGAGCAGGAGGACCUUCUCUUGGGAUCGUAGCGGUCGACACCACUCCUAGUGGCUCCGGCAGGAUGGCGGCAAAUGGGGACGCCACCAAGCCGGUCAUCAUGAACGAGGAAGAGCUGAAGAGGAAGCAGCGGGAGAAGCUGAAGAAGCUGCAGGCCACGGGAGGGAACCCCAGACCUGCCAGAUCCCUCUUCUUCUUCACUCUGAAGAAUCCUUUCCGCAAGGCCUGCAUCAACAUCGUGGAGUGGAAAACCUUCGAGAUCAUCAUCCUGCUGACCAUCUUCGCCAACUGCGUGGCGCUGGCCGUGUUCCUGCCCAUGCCCGAGGAGGACAGCAACAACACCAACUCCAGCCUGGAGAGUCUGGAGUACAUCUUCCUCGUCAUCUUCACGCUCGAGUGCUUCCUGAAGAUCGUGGCCUACGGUUUGGUGUUUCACGAAGGAGCUUAUUUACGAAACUGUUGGAACAUCCUGGACUUUGUCAUCGUCUUCAUGGGGCUCUUCACCUUCGCCAUCGACACCAUCAACAAAAUCUCCGGCGUGCCGCUGGAGAAGGGAGGAGGCUUCGACAUGAAGGCCCUCCGAGCCUUCAGGGUGCUGAGGCCUCUUCGCCUGGUGUCAGGAGUGCCCAGUCUGCAGGUGGUGAUGAACUCCAUCCUGAAGGCCAUGCUGCCCCUGCUGCAUAUCGCUCUGCUGGUCUUCCUGUUGGUCACCAUCUACGCCAUCAUGGGCCUGGAGCUCUUCAAGUGUAAGAUGCACAAGACCUGCUACUACUCUGGCACAGAUAUCUACGCCACCGCUGAGGGUGAGAUGCCGGCACCGUGCGCUCAGGCGGGCAACGGUCGCCGCUGCGCCAUCAACGGCUCCGAGUGUCGUCUUGGAUGGGAGGGGCCCAACAAUGGCAUCACGCACUUCGACAACAUUGGCUUCGCCAUGCUGACCGUCUACCAGUGCAUCACCAUGGAGGGCUGGACCAAAGUCCUGUACUGGAUCAACGACGCCAUUGGAAACGAGUGGCCGUGGGUCUACUUUGUCCCACUCAUCCUGAUCGGCUCCUUCUUCGUGCUGAAUCUGGUGCUGGGCGUCCUGAGCGGAGAGUUUACCAAAGAACGGGAGAAGGCCCGGUCCCGAGGAGAGUUCCAGAAGCUCAGGGAGCGGCAGCAGCUGGACGAAGACCUGCACGGUUACAUGGAGUGGAUCACGCACGCUGAGGUCCUGGACGCCGACAGAGAGGGCAAAGGACUGCUGCCGCUGACCAACGGGGACUCGGACGAGGACAGCUUGUACGGCCUGGAGGGGAAGAGUCGGGUUGUCUACUACUACCGCCUCGCUCGCCGGUGGAACCGCUUCUUCAGGAUGAAGUGUCUGGUGUACAUCAAGACCGACGGCUUCUACUGGCUGGUGAUGAUCCUGGUCCUCCUCAACACGCUGACCAUCGCCACAGAGUACCAUCACCAGCCCGUCUGGCUCACCUCGCUGCAGGAUGUGGCCAGUCGCGUUCUGCUGGUCCUCUUUGUGGUGGAGAUGUUUGUGAAGAUGUAUGCGCUGGGACCUCGAGCCUACUUCAUGUCGCUGUUCAACCGCUUUGACUUCUUUGUGGUCCUGUGCGGGAUCCUGGAGAUGAUCAUGUUCUCGGCCGGAGCCGUCACGCCCCUGGGCUUCUCUGUGCUCAGGUGCAUUCGUCUGCUGAGGAUCCUCAAGGUCACCAAGUACUGGACGUCUCUGAGCAACCUGGUGGCCUCCCUCCUCAACUCGGUCCGCUCCAUCGCCUCCCUGCUGCUGCUCCUCUUCCUCUUCAUCGUCAUCUUCUCCCUGCUGGGCAUGCAGGUGUUCGGAGGGAAGUUCAACUUCCCCGACGACCGACCGAGACGCAGCAACUUUGACAACUUCCCUCAGGCUCUGAUCAGCGUCUUCCAGAUCCUGACCGGGGAGGACUGGACCGCCAUCAUGAACGAUGGCAUCAUGGCGUACGGAGGACCAGUGAUCCCAGGAAUCCUGGUGGCCAUCUAUUUCAUCGUCCUCUUCGUCUGUGGAAACUAUAUACUCCUCAACGUCUUCCUGGCCAUCGCCGUGGACAACCUGGCGGAGGCCGAGAGUCUGACGUCGGCUCAGAAGGAGAAGGCGGAAGAGAAGCUGAGGAGGAAGCUGCUCAGGUCCAAGAUGCCCGAUAAGACUGACGAGGAGCGUGAGAGAAUCGCCAAGAAACUGGCCGAGCAGAGAGCCAAGAUCGAGGGCAUGCCCACCACCGCCAAGCUGAAGAUUGACGAGUUUGAAUCCAACGUCAAUGAAGUGAAGGAUCCGUUCCCUCCUGCGGACUUUCCAGGUGAUGAUGAGGAGGAGGAGCCCGACAUCCCCGUCAGCCCUCGGCCUCGACCGAUGGCCGACCUGCAGCUGAAGGAAGAGGCGGUGCCUUUACCAGAAGCCAGCUCCUUCUUCAUCUUUGGACCACAAAACAAGUUCCGUAAACUGUGCUACAAGAUCAUCAACGCCUCAUCUUUCACCAACCUCAUCCUCCUCUUCAUCCUGCUCUCCUCCAUCUCCCUGGCGGCCGAGGACCCCAUAGACCCUAAAUCCUACAGAAACCAGAUCCUGGCCUACGCCGACAUAGUCUUCACCACCGUCUUCACCAUAGAAAUCGUCCUCAAGAUGACCGUGUACGGUGCCUUCAUGCACGAGGGUUCCUUCUGCCGCAACUCCUUCAACAUCCUGGACUUGAUUGUGGUCGGGGUCUCGCUGCUCUCGAUGGGGAUGGAAUCGAGUGCCAUCUCCGUGGUGAAGAUCCUCAGGGUGUUGAGGGUGCUGAGGCCGCUCCGAGCCAUCAACCGAGCUAAAGGGUUAAAGCACGUGGUCCAGUGUGUCUUCGUCGCCAUCAAAACCAUCGGCAACAUCGUCCUGGUCACCAUGCUCCUCAACUUCAUGUUCGCCUGCAUCGGCGUGCAGCUCUUCAAGGGUAAAUUCUACAGCUGCACAGACGAGCUCCAGACCAGCGAGCAGACCUGCCAAGGAUUCUACCUGAAGCACGUGGAGAAUUCACUGCAGGACACGGUGGUGGCCAAGAGAGAGUGGGUCAACAACGACUUCAACUUCGACAACGUGCUCAACGGCAUGUUGGCGCUCUUCACGGUCUCCACGUUUGAGGGCUGGCCAAAGCUCUUGUAUCGGGCCAUCGACUCAGACCAGGAGGACCUGGGCCCCGUCUUCAACAACCGUGUGGACGUGUCCAUCUUCUUCAUCGUCUACAUCAUCCUCAUCGCCUUCUUCAUGAUGAACAUCUUCGUGGGCUUCGUCAUCGUCACCUUCCAGGAGCAGGGGGAGCAGGAGUACAAGGACUGCGAGCUGGACAAAAACCAGCGUCAGUGUGUCCAGUACGCCCUGAAGGCCCGCCCGCUCCGAUGCUACAUCCCCAAAAACCCCUACCAGUACCGCGUCUGGUACGUGGUGACGUCGUGCUACUUCGAGUACCUGAUGUUCUUCCUCAUCAUGCUCAACACCCUGUGUCUGGGAAUGCAGCAUUGCAACCAGUCGGAUCACGUGACCCAACUGUCGGACACUCUGAACCUGAUCUUCACCGUGCUCUUCACUGUGGAGAUGAUUCUCAAGCUCAUGGCCUUCAAAGCCAAGGGUUACUUCGGAGACCCAUGGAACGUGUUUGACUUCGUCAUCGUCGUCGGCAGCGUGGUGGACGUCAUCCUGAGCGAAGUGAACACCGCCCUGGCUUCCAGUGGAGGACUGUACUGUCUCCAUGGCUGCGCUACCAAUCCCAUGCAGGAGAUCGCGGCCGCCGAGAACGCCUCCGUCUCCAUCACCUUCUUCCGACUCUUCCGCGUCAUGCGUCUGGUGAAACUGCUGAACCGAUCGGAAGGCAUCCGGAACCUGCUGUGGACCUUCAUCAAGUCCUUCCAGGCGCUUCCUCACGUGGCCCUGCUCAUCAUCAUGUUGUUCUUCAUCUACGCCGUCAUCGGGAUGCAGAUCUUCGGGAAGAUCGCUCUGGUGGACGGAACCCAAAUCAACCGCAAUAACAACUUCCAGACCUUCCCUCAGGCCGUCCUGAUGUUGUUCCGGUGUGCGACAGGUGAGGCCUGGGAGGAAGUCAUGAUGGCAUCAAUGUACGGGAAGAAGUGCGACCCCAAGUCGGACUUCCUGCCUGGAGACGAGUUCACCUGCGGGUCCAACUUCGCCGUCUUCUACUUCCUCAGCUUUUACUGUUUGUGCGCCUUCCUGAUUCUCAACCUGUUUGUGGCCGUCAUCAUGGACAACUUCGACUACCUGACCCGGGACUGGUCUCUGCUGGGGCCGCACCACCUGGACGAGUUCAAGAAGAUCUGGGCCGAGUACGACCCGGAAGCGACUGGGCGGAUCAAACACCUGGACGUGGUGACGCUGCUCAGGCGGAUCCAGCCUCCACUGGGCUUCGGAAAGUUUUGUCCGCACAGAGCUGCGUGCAAGCGGCUGGUGGGCAUGAACAUGCCUCUGAACGGCGACGGCACCGUCACCUUCAACGCCACGCUCUUCGCUCUGGUCCGGACGGCUCUCAAGAUCAAAACAGAAGGCAACUUUGAACAGGCUAAUGAGGAACUGCGAGCGAUCAUCAAGUCCAUUUGGAAGCGGACCAGCAUGAAGCUGCUGGACCAGGUCAUCCCGCCCAUCGGAGACGACGAGGUGACGGUGGGAAAGUUCUACGCCACCUUCCUCCUCCAGGACCACUUCAGGAAGUUCAUGAAGCGUCAGGAGGAGUAUUACGGCUACCGACCCUCCAAGAAGAGCGCGUCCGGCCCAGAGAUCCAGGCGGGUCUGAGGAACAUCGACGACGAAGCAGCUCCAGAGAUGCACAGAGCCAUUUCGGGCGACCUGCAGAACGAAGAGGAGCUGGACCGAGCCAUGGAGGAGGCUGGUGAGGAGGGCAUUUAUCAGAGGACUCAUGACCUCUUCGGGAACCGCGUGGACUCCUUCCCUCCAGAAGUCGCCAACACUCUCCCUCCACAAAUGACCAACCAGAGACCCCUCAAGUUCUCCGACGGUCGGUCCGAGUCGCCGGCAAACCCAGACUUCCUGUCGGCCGGAGGAACUAAAGACAACACCAACAACAACGCUUUCGCAGAGUUCUCCUUUGAGCGAGAAGGAAGUCCAGAGGACUGUGAGGACCUGGAGCCUGACGACCGACGGCCCUGGGACGUCCCGGCCAGAGGAACCAGGCGACAGCAGAGCCAUGGCGACGGUGAGACUCCAGGAGCAGCGCAGACGUCCACGUACUCGUCCAUCAACAAGCAGGAGCUGGCAGACAUCGCGCAGGAGAUCUUGAGUGAGCGCGGCAGCUCCGCCCUGAGGAAGAAGCGCCCCGUCCCUGUCCCGCCGCUGGUCCCGGACACGGCUCAGCCAGAUCCGGCAGUGAGGAGGAAGCGCCGCCCGGUGCCGCUGGUCCCCUCUGUACCUGAGUCCGGCAUCUAAUGGAGGCCGGACACUCGCCCAGGAGACGACUCCGGUGGAGGGCUGAACUUGGACUCGCAGAAAAAAACUUAUCAUCUGAGGCUUGGUGUCGGAGCAGAUGGACGCGGACGACUGGUUGGCGUCGCACUGACAAGGCUCCCGGACACGACACGACACAAAUGAGCUGGACAAGAAGUGUUUUGUAACCUGGGACGUGACUGGACUGGACUGGACGGUUUUCAGCUUCACCACCUUUUAUUUCUGGUCUGGCUGACGUCAGGAGGGAUAGGAGAAAUGAGGCGACCGCGGAGAUGAGAUCAUAGCGAGAACAAAGAGGACACCCACUUAUGAGCACCUGCUGAAUACCGACGCUCAUCUGACCCCUCACGCUGGGCUCAGGGGAGCGAGAGGUCAGAUGUCUGGACCACACCUGACAGGUACGGACUGCUGCCCGUGCAGAACCUUCGCCACAGCCGACGCACCUGAGCGAUACGGGGCAAGUGGUCGGAGUGUUACGGCUCGUGUAGUGUCUUGUGACUUCAGUCUCAAGUUUCCAGACUUCUGCUGCUUCUCUUCUCGCAACCUCUGUUGGGCAGAACCGUUUAAAAAAUGCACUUUUUCAUGCUUUAAUAAAAUUUAGAGGAGUGGUUUUUUUUUCGCAUCUC
Synchiropus splendidus (mandarinfish) is the source of this 7464-nucleotide messenger RNA. Its product is annotated as dihydropyridine-sensitive L-type skeletal muscle calcium channel subunit alpha-1-like. Gene Ontology annotation, molecular function: high voltage-gated calcium channel activity; calcium ion binding. Gene Ontology annotation, biological process: calcium ion import across plasma membrane. The record is from RefSeq and is a predicted model, not a curated record. Bases 1442 to 6820 code for a protein of 1792 amino acids. Gene Ontology annotation, cellular component: voltage-gated calcium channel complex; membrane. NCBI's taxonomy places the organism in Eukaryota, Metazoa, Chordata, Actinopteri, Syngnathiformes, Callionymidae. The transcript has 44 exons.